Hepatospora eriocheir is the source of this 360-nucleotide messenger RNA. Lineage: Eukaryota; Fungi; Microsporidia; Hepatosporidae. The record is from the annotation of a GenBank genome assembly.
AUGUCGACAACAGAACUAAAUAAAUCACACUAUUUAAGAUAUUUGUAUCUGUUGACAAACUCAGAAGUGGAUUUAAAAGCACUGGCAAAAUAUCUAACACUCUACAAAACAGAUGAAGUAGCAAUAUUUGAGAUACUAAAUUACGUAUAUAAUAAAUCUGGAUCUCAUCACCAAUUAGUGUUAUUUUAUCUUUGUUUUGAAGUAAUAAAACUAACAGACGGUUUAAUAUUAAAAGAUAGAAUGAAAGAAUUCAUUUCAAAUAACUACUUAAACUCUAAAACACAAGCUAAUGAUGCCAAAGUAUUAAAAAGAUUUAAUGAUUUUGAAAAAAUAUUAAGACAAAAGGAAAUCGUUAAAUAA